AUGACGCUCCUCAAAUUAUCCAUCGUAUUAAUUUUUAUUACAAUGGCUAAAACGCAAAACUUCACGUGCGAGGAUCUGCUUGACAUAUCCGAUAAUAAAAACUCGAUCUCAUUACCUAGAUUACAAACAAUGCAACGUAAAGAUAUAAUUACUUGUUUAGUUCACCUUGGCAAGAAGCCGUUGCGUUCUCUCGAGGCCGAUUACAUUUGGCACUCAAUUAAAAUAUUUUACGGCGACAUCGCGAAUAUUCCAGAAAGUAUACUGGCAGCGUUGCAGUGGGUUACACCAGCUAUACAAGCUGAAGAGUAUUAUAAUAUAACGCUGGGUAGUAUUGAUGUGAUUCAAAAUUUUGGUAAGGACUAUGUGCUGAACGAAAAUCAACUAACAGCUGUCGCUGAACGUGUAAGAGAUGACUUUAAAGAACCGGAAGAUUUCACCUUCUAUGACUUGGUUGCUUUAAAGCAAAUUCUAUGUGCUUUUAAUGGAAGCGAAAUAGAAAGAAUUCACGCUAAAGCAUACAAGGCAGCGUUUGUUGAAAUUGGUGAAUUGAAGAGAUGCAGUACCGAUGUGUUGCAGGGAUUUCUUAAAUUGGCAACAGACAGUUCGGCUUUUGGACCACCAGAUAACUGGGAUAAUGUAGUUUUGUGUUCUAUCGGCGCCCUGGGAGAGAUAUUGCCUAAAAAAAUACAAGAUAAGAUUAGUAAAGCUAAGAGGGAACUGAAAUCUUUGACGCCCUAA
Pieris macdunnoughi is the source of this 738-nucleotide messenger RNA. Lineage: Eukaryota; Metazoa; Arthropoda; Insecta; Lepidoptera; Pieridae. The record is from the annotation of a GenBank genome assembly.